Messenger RNA from Strigops habroptila (Kakapo), 2092 nucleotides. RefSeq names its product NIPA magnesium transporter 2 (gene NIPA2). The record is from RefSeq and is a predicted model, not a curated record. The coding region runs from base 662 to 1747 and encodes 361 amino acids. Gene Ontology annotation, biological process: magnesium ion transport. Gene Ontology annotation, cellular component: membrane. Lineage: Eukaryota; Metazoa; Chordata; Aves; Psittaciformes; Psittacidae. Gene Ontology annotation, molecular function: magnesium ion transmembrane transporter activity. The transcript has 6 exons.
AGAAAGGUUAAUCACCUUGAAUGAACUUUGAGCUUUUUUUCUUCUUCCAGUUUAAAAAUUAUUUCUGGAGAUACCUGAAAUUCCAAAUCUUGUGUGUUAAAUGGAAUCUAGGAUAGCUUCAUUGCAGAAUGUAACAGGAGAAGAGAUGCACUGAAAUAAAUUUUCAUAUUAACCUAGAAAUUGAGCAUGGAAAAUCUUGAUUUCUAGUCUAAAAAACCAGUAUCUUCUACUAAGGUGGUGUUGAAGGUCUUCCCUACCUGAGUUUGGAGCCAUAGCAGUAGAGGUGAGAGCCUUUCAACUGUAAACUCCUAAUUGUUACUGUAGCUAAGCUGAAAAGAUGCUCCAUAUACGUAUGGGAAAGUGUAAAAUAAAUCAACGAACAGAUGCCUUAUUUCUUUUCCAGAUUUCCCUGUUCAUUAGAGAAUAAGUGCAUGUGCACGCAUCUCAAGCUUGUUUGUGUUAGGGAGAUUACUACAUGACUGAACACCCACUCUAAUCCUCUCUUUAAUUUUUCUAGUGAGUUUAUAUGGAAGAAAUGCUGUGGCUGUUCUCAAGCUCUCUUGCAAACUGAUUCAAUGUUUCAGCGUUGCAUCAUCGUGUGUUGAGUAACAGAAGUUCUACUGUUUGCUGAUCAAUGUGACAGUCUGUAGUAGUUUACGAGAUGAGCCAAACUCGUGGGAAAUAUGACUUCUGUAUUGGUCUGGUGUUGGCUAUGAGUUCCAGCAUUUUCAUCGGAGGAAGCUUCAUCCUGAAAAAGAAGGGCCUUCUCCGGUUAGCUAGGAAAGGCUCCAUGAGAGCAGGUCAAGGUGGUCAUGCAUACCUUAAGGAGUGGCUGUGGUGGGCUGGACUUCUUUCAAUGGGAGCUGGCGAAGUAGCCAACUUUGCUGCCUAUGCUUUUGCACCAGCUACGUUAGUGACUCCUUUAGGAGCUCUCAGUGUUCUUGUCAGUGCCAUUCUGUCAUCCUUCUUUUUAAAUGAAAAGCUUAAUCUACAUGGAAAAAUAGGGUGUUUGCUAAGUAUACUGGGAUCAACUGUGAUGGUAAUUCAUGCUCCACAAGAAGAGGAAGUAGAAACCUUGAAUGAAAUGUCCCACAAACUAGGUGAUCCAGGUUUUGUGGUCUUCGCAACCGUUGUUGUCAUUGUGUCUUUAAUUCUAAUAUUUGUGGUGGGACCUCGCCAUGGACAGACCAACAUUCUCGUGUACAUAACAAUUUGCUCUGUAAUUGGAGCAUUAUCAGUCUCCUGUGUAAAAGGUUUGGGCAUCACUAUAAAGGAACUCUUUGCAGGAAAACCAGUGCUGAGCCAUCCCUUGUCUUGGAUUCUGCUGCUAAGCCUUAUCGUGUGUGUGAGCACGCAGAUCAACUAUUUAAACAGGGCUCUGGAUAUAUUCAACACUUCGAUAGUGACUCCAAUAUAUUAUGUAAUCUUUACAACAUCUGUUUUAACUUGUUCUGCCAUCCUUUUCAAGGAAUGGCAACACAUGGCGGCCGAUGACAUUAUUGGCACUUUCAGUGGCUUCCUGACUAUUAUUGUGGGGAUCUUUUUAUUGCAUGCCUUCAAAGAUGUGAAUUUCACCCUGGCAAAUCUGCCUGUCUCUUUGCGGAAAGAUGACAGAGCAGCAAACGGGACUUUGCCGAGCACGUACGACUGCUUUAAUCAUGACGAAGAAAGUUCGGCCUGUCUAGGUGAAAUGCAGUCCACUGAGAGCCUCUCAGCCAGGAGAAAUGGAAGUCUGUCGGCCUUCUGAAAAUAGCUACAUGUUACUUAAGAACAAUUCUGUAACUCUGGACUAUUUCUUUUCAGCUGUGAAACGCCUGAGCUUGUCUGGAAAAUCAUGUACUUUUUAACAGUAUGUGUAGACAAUCGUUAAUUUUUAAGUUUGAUUAGUCUGGAUAAAGAACACUGAAGGGGUUUUUAUUUGCCUUAUUUUUACUUUAAAAAAAAUACUAAAAUGACCUCAGACCACAGUUGGGUUUUUUGCUUAAGUUAUGUGUAAAUACUUUCAUUUCAUUCUUCUGUUCUAAGAUGUAUUGCACUAAUGACAGUUUUAUCAAAAAUAAAUUGCUUUAUUUCUGCAUUGGUGGUAAAAAGA